Molecule: messenger RNA, 3468 nt
Organism: Amphiprion ocellaris (clown anemonefish)
Lineage: Eukaryota; Metazoa; Chordata; Actinopteri; Pomacentridae
Gene: bace2
Product: beta-secretase 2
Exons: 9
Coding region: 277-1806 (509 amino acids)
Biological process (GO): membrane protein ectodomain proteolysis; amyloid-beta metabolic process
Cellular component (GO): endosome; membrane; trans-Golgi network
Molecular function (GO): aspartic-type endopeptidase activity
Source: RefSeq, a predicted model, not a curated record
GGCUAACUGGACGCCGCCUGAGGAGCAGAAGAACGAGAAAUAUGUGUAGUAAUACACCGAGUACCGACAGUUUCAGCUCCAACCAGCCCGUGUUUCCAUGUCGGUAUGUUGAGUUUGUGUUUGACGGAGGAGACGUAGCGUUUCCAUGAUGGCGGUGACCGCAGCUCAGGCGUCUCCAUGAUGGCCAGCGUGAAAAGUUAAGGAGCCACAACUUUGAGCAAGGAGCAGGAGUCUUCUCGGAGACUUUUGGCUGUUAUCUCUAAAACUGACCCCAACAUGGCUCACCCAGCUGCUGUUUCGAUUUGGGUGUUUGCUUUCAGUGUGUACCUCGGCGUGUGUGAGUGUUACUUUUCCAUACCGCUGAAGAUAUAUCCUGGAAAGUACAACUUCUCCUCGGAUGUGGAAUUGUCUCCUCUGCGGCGAGUAGCUCUAACGUCUGAUGGAAACGGCCUGUCUCUGGCCUCUGAUCCGUCUGGGACUGUCAACUUUCUGGACAUGGUCAACAACUUGCAGGGGGACUCUGGAAGAGGCUACUACAUAGAAAUGUCCAUUGGCACUCCUGGGCAAAAGCUGAACAUCCUGGUGGAUACAGGCAGCAGUAACUUUGCUGUCGCUGCAGCUCCACACCCUUUCAUUACUCACUACUUCAAUACUGCACUUUCCAGUACCUAUCAGUCGAAUGGUCGCACAGUAGCUGUCAGGUACACGCAAGGCAACUGGGAGGGUCAACUGGGCAUCGACCAUGUUUCCAUUCCAAAGGGCCCAAAUGGGACCGUCACCAUCAACAUCGCUGCCAUCCUGUCAUCUAAUGGCUUCUUCCUUCCUGGGAUCAACUGGCAGGGCAUCCUGGGAAUGGCCUAUCCUAUGUUGGCACGGCCCGACUCAUCAGUGGAGCCCUUCUUUAACUCUGUGGUGCAACAGCUGGGAAUUCCUGACAUCUUCUCUCUCCAGAUGUGCGGCGCUGGACUAUCAGCCAGCAGUGCAGCAGACCCUGCGGGCGGCAGUCUUGUAAUGGGUGGGGUUGAACCGACCCUGUAUCGAGGCUCAGUGUGGUACACGCCUAUAAUAGAGGAGUGGUACUACCAAGUGGAGGUUUUAAAGCUGGAGGUCGGGGACCAGAAUCUGAAUCUAGACUGCAGAGAGUAUAACAUGGAUAAAGCUAUAGUUGACAGUGGGACGACGCUACUCCGACUUCCCGUCAACGUCUUCAAUGCGGUGGUAGAAGCCAUCACACACAGCUCUCUGAUCCAGGAUUUCUCUUCAGGCUUCUGGGAUGGCACCAAGCUUGCAUGCUGGAUGAAGGGAGAGACCCCGUGGAGGUUUUUCCCCAAGCUGUCCAUCUACCUAAGGGCCACGAACACCAGCCAGUCCUUCCGCAUCACCAUCCUGCCUCAGCUGUACAUCCAGCCAAUCACAGACGUGGACGGCACACUGGACUGCUUCCGUUUUGGAGUGUCCUCGUCAGCUAAUGGCCUGGUGAUUGGUGCUACAGUAAUGGAAGGCUUCUACGUGGUGUUUGACCGCGCUCAGCAGAGGCUGGGCUUUGCACUCAGCACCUGUGCAGCGAGUGGUGGAGUUGCUCUGUCGGAGAUCGCGGGACCCUUUUCGGCAGCGGACGUGGCGGCCGACUGCUCCGCCGGCUCGCUGAAGGAGCCUUUAAUGUGGCUGAUCUCCUACGCCCUGAUGGCGGUGUGCGGCUUGAUCCUCAUCAUCCUGUUGCUGCUGCUCGUCCUGCCCUGCAGACGCAGAGACCGCUUCGGGGAGAUCACAGACGAGUCCUCGCUGGUCCGACACCGCAUCAAGUGACUGAGAGGAAAAGGACGGGCGAACGCAGUGAACGGGCAGGGGGGCAGCGAGCGGAACCCGUCCACAGCUGUGGAGAAGAGGGUGAAGGUCGACACGCACCGACCAGUGACACUCGACUCUGAAUGUCUGACUGACUUUAGACUGCACUCAUCAGCUUCGCCCAUGGAGGCAGACACACAGAUAGAUCAGCUGCCUCUCAAAGGGAAGACUCCCCCCCAGAACACUUCUUAAAACAGCUGUUGAUGGUGGUCCCAGUUACUUUUGGUGGUAUAUCUUCCUUCUUCUCACCAAUAAUUUGUCAAGUCUUUGCUUUAAUAUAGAGAAAGACAUCCAUCAUAGAAGAACAGGUGCAAUUUAUUCUCUCACCAGAGCUUUUAAAGACCAUAAUGCCUGGAAGCUUUUUAUUAAUGGCUAUGAUUUGCUUUUACUCAACUGGAAAGACACAUAUGCUGACAGUAUUGCCCUUCGUGCCUACAUCCACUGGAACAGAGAUUAGUUUGUGACAGCACUCAAAUCAAGUUCAGACUUCUUCUGUUAAGGGCUGCUAAAAGGUAUUUUGGGAAAUGUAGGACAUCACUAACACAAGAGAGUGAACCAAACUACAAAACAAUGAAGGAUAGAAAACUGUGGAUUUAAGGACACAAGUACAUCCCUGAUCUCCAAGCAAACUGAGUAUUAUAACUAUCUGAGGGGAGACAAUUUAGUUGAAUGUGCCUUUAAAGAUGAUAAUCUGCAACUGACAGAUCUUUCACAUAGCUUUUUAAAAUCCAGCGCCAACUCUGUCAUCAGUUCAAAGUGCCUUCUUAUAUUCUGAAGCUACUGUAACUUCCAGGGGUCUUCUGUGAUGUAAAAUUAUUGCCUUUCUAUAUUGAAGUUGAGGAGGAAAGCUGCUCAAAUAACCACUUUUUAGUUCUACACAUGUUUACAGCGCCUGUAGUGUCUUUCAGUCUCAGCUCACCACUAAGACAAAUUGAUUAACAGUAUCAGCAGCUUGAGACUUACUCUGCUGAAAUGCACUUUGUUUCUGAAGUUGAUCAAAAGUGUAAUGUAAAGCGACAGAUUUACAAUAUCUUCUCAAUCUGAUAUGCAAUUUGUUGUAUUCAUCUAAUUUAUCUAGUUUUGCAUACAUGCAGCUUUAUAUUUGAAUCUUUUGAAUGUGAUUGUAUUGUUAUUCCAAAUCUUUGCUUUUUAGAGUAGAUGUUCAAGGGUAUUUAUACCGCAUAGUUUACACAAAUCAAACACUAAAGUAGAAGCCAAAGGAAUUCUGACACUUUGGAAGCAUAACUCCUUAUAAUUUACAUCUGGACUACAGACUUAACUUUAUAGCAAAGCCGACUGAUCUGUUAGCAAUAAAAAAUGUUACUGAAUGUCAUUUUUCAGACUUUUCACACUAGUGACAGUUUCUUUGAAUCAGUUAUAUGCAAAAGAAGCUCCUCUACUGAGUCUGUGCAGCACAAUCAGUCUGAAAUUUUGUUGAUUUUGACGAGAAUACGAUUGUUGACCCAGGCUGUCUAUAUGUCACUUUCUGCCAAAAUUUAAAGUCGUAAAAUUGUUUAGUCAAAGGUACACUUGAAUCCUUGAAUGUUCACUUAUUUAUGAGUGCGCCUGACUGUGCCAAAAUUCUACUUGUCCUGUAAAUAAAGUAACUUGUGACAAAUCAAA